CAGCUUGCCUUUCGGCUCUGUGUGUCAGAGCUCUAGCAGCCUCCCCUGCUUCUCUCAGGGCAGGAAAGAUGCCCUCCUCGCCUUGAGGGGCUACCGGUGUCCCCGCUCCUGUCCCCGCUCCAUCGGCCUCAGGACCGGCGGCAGGGGCGGUGAUGCGGCCGCCCCGCGGAGGAGGCUUGAGCGCGGCGUUGCCAUAGCGACCCACACCGCGCUCCCUAGAUAAGGCGGGCGGCAGCGGCCACGGCGGCCCCAGCCCGGAGAGGUCCCGCUGCAGCCAGCCCCGACCGCGCCUAGCUUCAAAAGGGAAGAAAAGCCCAUUUCAAUGAUGGCAACAGAAUGUGUUCAGCCACUCGAUAUCCCAGAAGACAGACUGGACAAGCGAGAUUCACACUGUAACCAUUUAGAAGAUCUUUCAGAGCAGCUGAUUCAGAGCUGUGACCUCAAAAAGAAACCAAGAAAAGGUAAAACCAUCCUGGCUUCCCAAAACACUGAACAGGACCAAAAAAAGCCAAGGAGAAAAGAUACACCGGCUUUGCACACCCCACCUCCGCUAACAGGCAUACUUUCAGACUUUUCUGAUAGUCUGCUGAAAAGAUAUGGUAUCACAGAGAAGCCACAGAGAGAGAGAGUGAAUCCAGGCUCUCAGAUCACUGAACUGGAGCAGAAAAAGCCCAGGAGAAAAGAUACGCCUGCAAUACACAUCCCACCUUUGAUUAUAGGCACUAAGCUGCUUACGGAAGAAAAGCAAACAGUGAUCAUGGAAGAUGAAGAAAAAGAUGGAGACGCAAUUCCAAGUUAAGAUUACAGUGAUAUUUCCAAUAACGCAGUGUAAAUAAUUCUGGGUCAUUCAAAGUGGCAGCACAUAGAAAGUAAAAAAAAAAGUCCUUUCAUUUUUACAAAUACUAAUUUUCUCAAGCAUGCACUUGAAUUUAAAUUAUCUUCAAGUGCUUAUCUACAUUUCAUGAAAUCCCAGCAAGCAUCAUAGGAGAUGAUGACAGAAAUUUCACUCACAUGCAGAAGGAUUCUCUCAGUUUGCUAAAACUGGCUUCCCAGGAUUUUUAUCACUGAAGAAUCCACCUCAGAUCAGAACUAGCUUUGUGCAUGGUGAUAAGGGUUAAUACAAAGGAACACCACAAAUCGAGUGUACCUCGCACUAGAUACUAGAGCGGCUGGUAGCACAGAGCAGUAAAACAUCAGCUAGUGAUUCAACUAGCAUUUUUCUCCUGAUAAGUUCACCUCAUUUGUCCAGCUUUCCUCUGCUGGAAUAUCAUUGACCACAGUGAAAAUUCCCACAUGCAAAGCUGAUGGGAUAGAUGGAGAAGGCAGGAAUCAAAGCUAGAAUCCCUGAAAGGCAAAGCACACACUUCUGCCUGUAUCUGCUUGUGACUUGUGUUUGUGAGCAGGAAAGGGUAGAUUUACCAUAGCAUGAAAACAUACAGCUAAGGGCUGUCAGCACUGACACAUCAAACAGGACAGAGGGCAGAGCUCUCAGAAGAGAAACAUAUGGGACAUGCAAUGCCUGCCAGUUACACCAGUGUAGACUACUGUGGGUUUUUUCUCUCUCAAAGUUUUUAUUCCUGUGUUAGUGGGAGAUAAACUAGUACUCCAUGGUUUUUUCACUCCAUAUUUUUUCUUUUAACAUCUGCUUUUUAACUAAGUCCUAGGUUGUCAGUCGGGAGAUUAAGAAAAUCUCCUAACUGACAAAAAUUAAAGAUUAAAAAUCACAGCAGGAGAGUAAAAAAUGAGUAAAAAGAGUAGUGUUACUCAAUGGCAUACACAUAUUGCAAGGUGGAAGAGCACCAUGCUUUUUUUUAACAGGUUACCUCAUUGAUUCAAUCAAGAAUUGUUUUCACAGCCAGCUACAGCCUUCCGCAUUUGUACAAACAGAGACAGGUACUUGUAGAAUAUUACACAAAAUAGGUAGAACUGGGUAAUUUUGUGCUUACCUUAAUAGCUCUGUGCGCUAGAUGGGGCAGCACUGCUGGCUGGACCCUUAGGGACCUCAACAGGGAGGUUAAAGAUUAUCUAUCUAGCCUGGCACACCGAAUUUAGUUAUCUUCCUAACAUCCGUAGGCAGACAGCUAAGGAGAACACUAGUUUGGACUUCAUCUGCCACAGUGACUGACCCAGCAUCUUUCAUGAGCACGCAGUCCAUUCACAGGUAUUCAGCUUCAAGAUGUAAUCGAUGAGCUUAUAAUAAAUAAUCGUGUAUUAAAGCCUACAAGAGGCCAGCUAUAUUAUUGAUGGGAUUCCUGACACCUAGGAGAGGUAUUUUUUGGUUUACCCUGUUAAUCAAUCAGCAAGAUGAACUAAUAUUUUAAAAAUAAUCAAUAGUUCAUAUAACAACAUACAUGUCAGGUUCACAGUAAAGGAUGUCGCAGCAAGUACACAACAAGAAAUACACACAAUUCGAGCCAAGCUUUACCAGUGAAGUUGGUGAACAUUUUCAGUGCACAAUACAGCAAGAGUGAGAGCAUGGAGUCCCAAAAAGAUUCAAAUGGACAUCAGCAGUGGAUUAGCUGAGAAAAUGUAUGUGUUGUUUAGAUAUGAAGGCCCUUAACAACACAAAGCAGGAGCACAAAUAGGAUGUGACUGACUUUUCUGCUCUGAAGAAGAUUUGUUUCCAAGCCUGGGGAAUGCUGACACAGCUUAAUAUGAAAUAAAAAGAGCCCCCUUUAAGCCUAGCACUAUAUGUUCUUUGCCAAAGAGGAGUUAUGGUCCCAGUGACAUCUCUGACGGCACAGCAGCCUAAUUUACCGUCCCUGCGUAGAUCAACUUGAAGCCCAGCCAUAAAAAAUGCUGCAACAUACAUCAUUUGCUGCAGUUCAUUUAAAAUCGCAUAUUCAUAGCCUGGUAAUUCAGCAUUUACUGUUUUUUCACCCAGGAGCAACAUGAGCUACUAAAAAGUAAUUUUUCACUUGAUCAAUUAAGUAAAUAGGGGUUUCUGCAAUGUUCCUGGGAAGUAGUGUGAAGAAUCGUUUCUCAAAGCUUUCACCUGCCUCACUGCACUCAGUGAAAGUGUUAGAUGUUACUUUAUUUGGGAAUCAAAUAUGGGUUUUUUCGAAUUAGAUUCACAUUGCCCCUUCCCCCAGAACAAAGCCUUUAGGUGUUGAAGAAGCGUGCAUGGAUUGUACAAUGGCCUGAAUGUUGUUUACUGGGUUUAUUUAUUGCCGUUCAGGCUCUGAACUCUCCCUUUAAGACCAGACAGUGCUAAAACUGCACAGAUUGCUCUCCUAGGCAAAUGGCUGCAGUUGGUGUGUUCUGGGGCAGAAAUGCUUUUGUAUCCAGUGUCCCCAAGGGUCACCCAUGGCCAUUACCGCAAAAUCAGAAGGAAACAGAAAGCACAGAAAUAAGCUAAGCCUUUCCAAGGCACUCCUAGGACUGGGGUGCUCCAGACUGAAGUCGUUUACAUUGCCUGCACAUAGGCAUGGGCUGCUUAAAGGCCCGAGUAGCUGGAUUGCAUUCAGAUAUUUAGCUGGAACUGCAUCUCCCCCCAGAAGUCCGCACUGGCCAGGACAACCAUUCCAAGGCCUCAGAGGGAAUGAAGUGCUUCAGUCAGUGGGUAAAAUACCAACUGCAGUCAGGAGGCUGUAAAUGGAUAAUAGUUUUGCAGGGAAUUCUCAAUUAACCUCUACCUAGAAACUAAGGGACAGGUCUCCAUUUACAAUAGAGUUGGGACAAAGCAAUGUAAUGGCCUUGCACCUCAGCAACUGUCAACAAAGGAUUGAAGAAAGCCUGUCACCCAACUGAAGAGGAUGUAUUUCUGUAGUGAUAAACAGGAGGUGCAGAGGUUAGGUAGUUUGCCCAGCUAAACUUCAGCAGAAACAAAUCCAAAGCAACAUUCAUGAUGCUAUCACUAACUCACACUAUUCACAGCUAAAGCAGCAUUUGCAUGCAUCUUCUUUAGCAA
Molecule: messenger RNA, 3910 nt
Organism: Strigops habroptila (Kakapo)
Lineage: Eukaryota; Metazoa; Chordata; Aves; Psittaciformes; Psittacidae
Gene: PPP1R17
Product: protein phosphatase 1 regulatory subunit 17
Exons: 5
Coding region: 323-799 (158 amino acids)
Biological process (GO): regulation of phosphatase activity
Molecular function (GO): protein phosphatase inhibitor activity
Source: RefSeq, a predicted model, not a curated record